Molecule: messenger RNA, 3694 nt
Organism: Cavia porcellus (domestic guinea pig)
Lineage: Eukaryota; Metazoa; Chordata; Mammalia; Rodentia; Caviidae
Gene: Tmtc4
Product: transmembrane O-mannosyltransferase targeting cadherins 4
Exons: 18
Coding region: 198-2426 (742 amino acids)
Biological process (GO): protein O-linked glycosylation via mannose; endoplasmic reticulum unfolded protein response
Cellular component (GO): endoplasmic reticulum
Molecular function (GO): mannosyltransferase activity; protein binding
Source: RefSeq, a predicted model, not a curated record
CGCGGGGCGCAGGGGGCGCGGCGGGGGGCGGUGCGUGGGCGGCCCGUCCCCUGCAGGCUGCGGGCUGCGGGCGGGCGACCGUUGAAGCCGCCGGAGUUCUGCGCGCGGGAGGGAAAUGCGGCCGCGGCUUGGGCUGCUUACAGACUUCUAGCCAGCAUAAUGCUGGAGCAAGAGACCGGCAGCGCAGAGUUUUCAGAAUGGCCGAACUGGAUGCCGAUUUGGAUCACAUCAUUCCAUCUUGUGUCCUUACCCCUAUUGGGGCUAAGUUAGUAGUGGGAUUUGUUUCCCUCCUAUGUUUUGCGCGGAGCUACGAUGGAGAUUUUGUCUUUGACGAUUCUGAAGCUAUUGUUAACAAUAAGGACCUCCAAGCUGACACGCCCCUGGGGGAUCUAUGGCAUCAUGACUUCUGGGGCAGUAGACUGAGCAGCAACACCAGCCACAAAUCCUACCGGCCACUCACUGUCCUGACUUUCAGGCUUAACUACUACCUGUCGGGAGGCUUCCACCCCGCGGGCUUCCACGUAGUCAACAUCCUCCUGCACGGCGGUGUCUCUGUCCUCAUGGUGGACGUCUUCUCUGUACUGUUCGGCGGCCUGCAGUUCACCAGUAAAGGCCGGAGGGCACACCUGGCCCCCAGAGCGUCGUUUUUGGCAGCUUUGCUGUUUGCUGUCCACCCUGUGCACACCGAGUGUGUUGCUGGUGUCGUCGGCCGUGCAGAUCUCCUCUGUGCCCUGUUCUUCUCGUUAUCUUUCCUUGGCUACUGUAAAGCAUUUCAAGAAACAGGCACCAAGGAGGGAACACAUCCUUCUACACGAUGGGUGUUGCUGAGCAUCUUUCUGGGAGCAGUGGCCAUGCUGUGCAAAGAGCAGGGGAUCACUGUGCUGGGUUUGAAUGCGGUAUUUGACAUCUUGGUGAUAGGUAAAUUCAAUGUUCUGGAAGUGGUCCAGAAGGUACUGCGUAAGGACAAGUCAUUAGAGAAUCUGGGUGCACUCAGGAGUGGGGGCCUCCUCUUCCGAAUGACACUCCUCACCUCUGGCGGGGCCAGCGUGCUCUACAUGCGCUGGAGAAUCAUGGGAACCGGCCCACCGGCCUUCACUGAGGUGGACAACCCAGCCUCCUUUGCCGAUAGCAUGUUGGUCAGGGCCAUAAACUAUAAUUACUACUAUUCAUUGAAUGCCUGGCUGCUGCUGUGUCCCUGGUGGCUGUGCUUUGAUUGGUCCAUGGGCUGCAUCCCCCUCAUUAAGUCGCUUGGUGACUGGAGGGUGACUGCCCUGGCAGCUCUCUGGCUCUGUCUAAUUGGCUUAAUCCGCCAAGCCCUGUGCUCUGAGGACAGCUGCAGGAGACGAAUCCUUACACUGGGGCUGGGAUUUCUCGUGAUCCCAUUUCUCCCUGCAAGCAACCUGUUCUUCCGAGUGGGCUUUGUGGUGGCGGAACGUGUCCUCUACCUCCCCAGCGCCGGCUACUGUGUGCUGCUGACCUUCGGCUUUGCAGCCCUGAGCAGACACACGAAGCAAAAGAAACUCAUCUCCGCCUUCAUCCUGGGGAUCUUACUUAUCAACGCACUGAGAUGCGUGAUUCGAAGCGGCGAGUGGAGGAACGAGGACCAGCUUUUUAGAAGUGCCCUGUCUGUGUGUCCCCUCAAUGCUAAGGUUCACUACAACAUUGGCAAAAAUCUGGCUGAUAAAGGCAACCAAACAGCAGCUAUCCGAUAUUACCGGGAAGCCGUCAGAUUAAAUCCCAAGUAUGUUCAUGCCAUGAAUAACCUUGGAAAUAUCUUAAAAGAAAGGAAUGAGCUACAGGAAGCAGAAGAGCUACUGUCUUUGGCUGUCCAAAUACAGCCAGACUUUGCUGCUGCGUGGAUGAAUCUGGGCAUAGUGCAGAACAGCCUGAAGCGGUUCGAAGCAGCCGAGCAGAGUUACCGGACAGCCAUCAAACACAGAAAGAAGUACCCAGACUGCUACUACAACCUUGGGCGACUGUAUGCAGACCUGAACCGCCACGUGGACGCACUGAAUGCGUGGAGAAAUGCUACCGUGCUGAAGCCGGAGCACAGCCUGGCUUGGAACAACAUGAUCAUCCUCCUGGACAACACAGGUAAUUUAGCCCAAGCUGAAGCAGUUGGAAGAGAAGCACUGGAAUUAAUACCUAAUGAUCACUCUCUUAUGUUCUCCUUGGCAAACGUGUUGGGAAAAUCCCAGAAAUACAAGGAAUCUGAAGCUUUAUUCCUCAAGGCAAUUAAAGCAAACCCAAAUGUUGCAAGUUACCACGGGAAUUUAGCUGUGCUCUACCACCGCUGGGGACAUCUCGAGUUGGCCAAGAAACACUACGAAAUCUCCCUGCAGCUCGACCCUGCAGCAGCAGGCACCAAGGAGAAUUACAGUCUGCUAAGAAGAAAGCUAGAGCAGAGGCAGAAGAAAGAUGUCUGAUCUUCAUCCUUCACCUCCUGGGCAUGUGGGCCGUUGGGCACCGAAACCGUGCACUUACGUUCAGCUGGUUUAGACUCUUUUCAGGUGUAUGGUUGGUUGUUCUUUCUAUGAAAUCAAAGACAUGCAAAAAGAUUACACCAGCGAUAUAUUCUUGAAUGCUUGAUACACUUUUUGCAUCGAAAUUGUAUUUUUUCAGACAACUGAAAUAUAAUUCUAAAACCCCCCAAAAUGAAGCCUUUUUUACCUAAGUUAAAAAGAAGAAAAUUAUCUUGUGACUUUUACUAGCAUUAAACCUGCGUUUGGGAUGGAAGUCUUGUGUGUUAGACUGCUAACACCAUUAAACCUCAGUUGUGGCCUGGGCACACGUUGUGUACCUGUAGCCUCAGCUACAUGGCACAUGGCACAUGGCAGCCUGAGGCAGGAGGAUUACAAGUUGCAACUUAGGGAAACUGUCUCAGAAACCUUAGAAAGGCUGGGGAUGUAGCUCAGCGGUUAAGACUCCUGGAUUCAGUGCUUAGUAUUGAAAAAAAGGAAGACAGAGAAAACCUCAAAUGUAUCCAGGAAAUGACAGUCCUACAAUUUAUGUAAAUAUCAGAUGUAUCUGUAUAUUAGCAUUUUUAUUUAAUAAGAGUAAAUUAAGAUUUUGGGGGAGGGUUUUUUAAAUCUUUUUUUAUAGUAUACCAUGAACUUGGUUUAUAAGGAAAUAUUUAUUUGUAUUUUUAUGUGUUGGGCAAGGCAAAUAAUCAAGUGACAAAUGGAAAAUUUUAACGUCCAAUCUAUUUAUAUUCUUUGUCCUCCAUUGGAAGAAACUUAUUCCUGCAGUGUAUGUUUGUACUACCCAGCACAGGCGUUUUCCCUGCACAGAAGGUUAUGCAGGGUUCUACACAAACUGCUACUGACUGAUAGGAACCCCCAGCCAUGUUCAGGCAAAAGCAGGGUCCCUGACGUCUUGUUUCUGUUAUAUCCAGUGUUAAGAGGGCUACACAUCUAUGUGCGUUGUGUUUUUAAUGUUUUUAUCUGUAAAGUGGUCUCACAUUUUCCGUAAUGGAACUACAGACAUCACUGUCCAGAAAAUGCAAGCGGUAAUUUUUCUCUCAAAAAGAGUCAUAUUUGGAGGCUCAGUGGUAUUUGUAAGAACUGGGUUGUUUUUCCUAUUCAAUGAUCACAGUAACCAUGUUUACUUGGUUUGUUCUUCUCUGUAUGCUGUUACCUAAUGAUUUAUGCAAUCUCUGUCAUUUGUUAUGCAGUAAAAUUAUUACACAGACUGA